AGAAAACAACCCUACCAGGGGCUGCAACAACAAAACCAAACGAACCGCAUUAUUAUUUUGCCAAAUUGUGGAAUUAAACUUGCUAACACUCCAUUUUAACAGGCUACAAUUAUGUCUGCAGAGUGGGUGUGUGUCCAGCGCCAGCAAGAUGAGUGUCGCCGUUAUCUUGAUCAGUUCAAAGUUCUAGACCAUCCGCUGAAACAGUCAACGAUAACGGUUCUGGAAAGUCGCGGCACUCGCAGCGGCAAGGUUCCAGUGGCUGCAAAUGGGAUUUCACUCGGCAGUAGUAAUACAGCUGCUAUGUCCGCCGCAACACUGUCGCUCGAUCCGCUAAGCAUUGCCUUCGAUGGAUCGGACCCAUUGAGUCAAUUCGCAAAGCAGCAGGUGACGUCGCUGGGCAAAGAUCCGCUGUCGCGAAUGGCUGCUGAGAUGGAAGGUGCUCUGCCCGUUGCGAAGUCAACCGCGCUGGGAUCUCGAAGCUCGCUUAGCAGAUCGAAGGAGCCAACUAAUCUGCUGGAGCUGGAUCUGAUCGAACCAUGGGCCGCCCGUCGUGGAGCCAUUCUGAACAAAUAUACCACCUCGGAGAAGCUGUCGAUCGUGACCAGCUUCCUCACCGGUGGGGAAACCAUCAAACCGCAGACGACAAUGUCGGAGAAGGUCAAAUAUCGAUUGGAGCAGCUGGAUGACUUUGACGAAGGUUCCGUGCGACAGAUGCUUGACCUAUCGCAGCAGGAGUACGUUGUUAAGAUCGAACAGCUGAAUCACGAGUUGGUGCAAGCAUGGAAUCAGGAUCAACGUGUGAAAGCGCUCAAAAUUGCAAUCCAAUGCUCGAAGCUGCUGUCCGACACGUCCGUCAUCCAGUUUUACCCGUCGAAGUUUGUCCUCAUCACCGACAUUCUCGACAUCUUCGGUCGACUCGUGUACGACCGGCUGCGUACAAAAGCCGACUACGUGCAUCCGGGUACGCGUGAAAUGACUUCUCUGCCGGAAAACUUUACCCCCGACAUGGUACCGGAAUCGGCGAAGGAAACGUGCCAGAACUGGUUCUACAAGAUCGCUUCAAUUCGAGAGCUGCUUCCGCGGCUGUACGUAGAGAUAGCGAUACUGCGCUGUUACAGCUUUCUGGCGCAGGACGAGUUUGGGCUGGCACUGCGAAGGCUCACGAAGAUGAUCCGCGGUAUCGGCGAUCCUCUGGUGGCCAUCUACGCCCGGUGCUACUUGUGCCGGGUAGGCAUGAGUCUCACGCUCGAUCGUACAUACAUAAGCGAAAACCUCGACGACAUCCUAAUGAUCUACCAUACCAUCUUUAACGGUGGCAUCCGGUCGGAAAUAGCACGCCACCGUAUCACAUUGAACGGUUACGCCUCCCUGUACCUUCCGGCACUGGAUUGGAUCCUGCAAGGGGUGGCCAUUCUGACGACCGACAAUCAGCUGGACGACAUUUUGCAACGCUGCAAGGAGAAGAAAAAUCCCGCCCUGCUGCUACAGUCCAUGAUGCAGUCCUUCCGCUCGGAUUUUAUCGCUUCCCGGGCCACACAUUUCGUCCAGAUUCUGUCCACCAUCUCGGUGGAAGGACUAUCGCGUGGGCAGCUCUUUCGACUGCUCGGAAGCAUUCUGAGCCACACGCCACCACCCGCAGAGCAGCGGCUGAGUGUGCUGUCGAGCGCCAUGAAAGCAAUCACCUCGCUGGGAAAUGUGGAGGAGUUUAUGCAGUGUGCAGAAAUGUGGGCACAGUACACCAGUCAACACUUUGGGCUAAAGGAGGUCGACAUCUUCCUGGGAAGCGUGCUUCAACAGAUGGCACCUAAACGCAUCUACGAGCAGCACUAUCACGAGCUGCAAGUCAUCACGGACAAGAUUGUGUCGAACGCUCAAGACGUGCACGGCAUACUGGCGCUGGACAAUUUUCUUCCACUGUUGGACCUUUUCCAAAAGGAAUCUAUCAAACUGGAGGUGUGCAAGAACAUUCUCACCAGCUACCGGAAUGCUACUGCCUGUGAUAAUGCGAUCAUCAACGAUCCGGUAGUCACCAAUGCGCUCAUGUACAUCAGCCGAGUUUUGAAUGACUCUGUGAACGCACUCACCGGGGAGGACGAACGCCGCCAAAUCAGCGGGCUUAUAUGCCACUUCAUUCGAAAGGUAGAUUUUGGACGCGACUUUGAACAGCAGCUUGCUUUCUACGUCGAGGCACGCUCGGUACUGUCCAAUCUCGACACGGCACUAUCCACUCUCAUACACUCGGUCAACCGGUUAGCUACCAGCACGCGACGGAUCGUCAAGGGUCAGCAUACGCAGAAAACGGCCGCCUUCGUGAAGGCGUGUGCAGCCUACUGUUUCAUUACAAUCCCGUCCAUUAUCGAUGUUCGAACGCGCAUGGAGCUGUACCUGCAGUCCGGGCAGGUGGCGUUGUUGAACGUCUGCCUGCAGCAUGCCGAUUCGUGCUUUGAAGCCGCCAUCAAUCUAAUUCCCGAAGUCCCACGGACGGUGGAAAACGACGGCAAGGUGCAUUCCACGGAAGGCUUCAUCAAAACGUUCAUCGUCAAUUUACUGUCCACGCUCGUCAUCGUACCGGAUAAUCCCACCCAAGGUGUGCUGUACUUGUUGCGCCUGUUGCUGGAAGUAGUGCCGAAGUAUCCGUUCGAACCGACGUCGGACAUUCUUUCCAGCAUCUAUUUACAUGUGCUCGACUUUCUGUCUGUUGCGGCACAGGAGGUGUACCCGUACCAUAUCGUGAAUGUAAUUUCAAACGACGAGCUGUACGGGUCCGAUCCUAAAUUUAUCGCCGAAGUAAACGAGCUCUGCUGCACAGUGUGCGACAAACUUCUGCAGCAUUUGAAAGUGCUGCUGGAAUCGAAUGCCCUGCGCGCACAAUCGCAGCUGGCGCUGGAUCUGCUGCUCAAGAUCAUUACCGGCGCCGAUCUCUCGGUAGACAAGAUGUUUACUCUGACGGUUCAUUUGUGGAACCUGGCCGUGAAGAACCGAACCGCAAUAGAAGCGAAGCAAUUGCAAACUGUUAUACAGUACACUGAGCAUCUGGCACAGGUCACUCAGCUGGAAUCGCAACGGCAAUGUCUCUGGAUGCUGUUGGAGAGAAUGAAAUCUCGGAAAUAAAGCUCAAAUCUCAAUGCGAGGUUCUUCUCGCUCGUUUCGAAGCACGCAAUAACACACUACAUACAUUUAUACUCAUUCCCACGCUGCAGUGAACUGUUUGCAGCGAAACUGUUGUAUAAUCGACGUAUUAUAUUAUAUAAAUAAAAGCAAAUCAUUUUAAAUAUUUCAACAGAGCGCUCUUUCGGAAAGCAUCCCCGGAGACGUUGGGGGAAGAAGUGUCAAGGGAUUGAGAUGGAUGGUGAUCAUUACAAAUGAAAAAAAAGCAAACCAAUACCCCGUCGCUGAUAUUUCACGCAGUCCACAGAUUUAGCGCAAUUAAAAAGCUGCUCAAUAGCUACUACUAGAAUUGUUUAUUUCCAUUUCUUGUUUCAUCUUGUGUGUUUGUGUUUGCUGCUGCUGCUGCUGUACUCUUACAUUUUACCGUUUUAUUUUGCUUUAUCUAUGGUUCUGUUACAACGUGUGUUUGUAUCCUGCCUGCGCGUUCCAUAUGAAAGAAGCUAUCUGUGUCUCUUCGUACUGUAUUUUCUUUUGUUUUUCCUUCUUUUCAGUUUUUUUCCCUAUGUAUCUCCAGAUAUUUCCCUUCCUACGCGUUUUAACUGACACCGAUUGCUCUACAGUUUCGUAACCUGCUAAGAAGUGUAUGAUGUUCCUCGUGUUGGAGCUGUUCUGAUGGAGGAGAUGGUAGCUGCUCUCGCGCUUAGCGUUUUAUGGUUUAGUCAAACGGUGUGUAAUGUUUUUGCGAGCGAGUGCUGGCACGAGUCCUUUCGGCUACCAUCAACCAAUUCUAAAACGUUUACGUUUAGACCUGACGUGAUAUACUGCUGUCAUGAUACAUUAUUAUUGCAUUUUUGUUUUGUUACGCUUCUUUUCCCCCAAUUAUGCCUCUUGUGCGGCACGGAAAUUGCUCGGGACGACAGAGGUGAUUUUUUGUUCAUUUUCUCUUGGGUUGUGACGAUUGUAUGUGUAUUUACGAUGGAUAAGUAAUGUUCACGAUAAUGGAAAUUCACACCGCGUUUGUUGUUGUCCAUAUGCAUAUGCUUGGCAAAAGCGCGAUCCACAUGUUUCGUUUGAUUUUAGUUUACUGUUUGUUCCAGUUACCUGCGGACGCUGUUUGAAAGGCGAGUAGUAGUAGCAGUAGUUGUUGCUGUUGUAGUAGUAAAACCACCCUAAGUAACAUGUGUUCGAGGCUGCUGGUAUUUUUAUGUCGCAUGCAUUAGCCAACCAUUCAGCAGCACGCACAGUAGAAUGAGAAAUUUGAAUUACAUGAGUA
Molecule: messenger RNA, 4381 nt
Organism: Anopheles merus
Lineage: Eukaryota; Metazoa; Arthropoda; Insecta; Diptera; Culicidae
Product: VPS35 endosomal protein sorting factor-like
Exons: 8
Coding region: 112-3111 (999 amino acids)
Biological process (GO): endocytic recycling
Cellular component (GO): endosome
Source: RefSeq, a predicted model, not a curated record